AUGUGGUUUAUUUGGAAAGAAAGACGUGAUAGAGUUUUUGAAGGCAAAUCUAAAUCAGUUGGUAGUCUUGUAGCAGAAAUUCAAAGACAUUUAGAUUUUUGGGCUAUAAGAAAACACAAAAGUGUGAAAAACAAAGGUUUGCUUAAAAAUAAGAAAAGGAACACAUGGACAUCACCUAAAAUGAAUACACUAAAGAUAAAUGUGGAUGCAACAUGGGUCUCUAAAGAUUUACCUUCCGGUUAUGCAAUAAUUUUAAGGAAUGAUGCAGAUGAUAUCCAAGGAGGAAGAGAAGGGCAAUCCUCAAGUACAGAUCAACAAGAAGCAGAAGCAGUAGGAGUUCUUCAGGCUACAAUUUGGGCUAAGUAUAAAGGGAUAAACAACUUCAGCAUAGAAGGGGACCGUGAAAGCAUCUUCAAUUAUUUACAGGGUCAUUCUCAAAACAUUUCAUGGUGUGCUAAAGCCUAUCUUGAUGAGGCUAAUAGAAUAGCUAAACUUUGUCCAAACUUUUUGGGAUUUAAUUAUGUUCCUAGAUUAAGUAAUCAAGUAGCAGAUGUUCUUUCUAAAUAUGUAAGGUCUUUAAAUUCAGAGGUUGAAUGGGAUAACUCACCUCCAGUAUGUAUAUUAAAUCAACUUUCAGUAGAUAAAUUUAAUGUGAAGAGGUCUCAAACUUCCACAUUAGAUGGCUCUACUUCAUCUGUACUCUUGGCUCCCAGGGAGUCUUAG
Messenger RNA from Papaver somniferum (opium poppy), 723 nucleotides. RefSeq lists its product as uncharacterized. The coding region runs from base 1 to 723 and encodes 240 amino acids. The transcript has a single exon. Lineage: Eukaryota; Viridiplantae; Streptophyta; Magnoliopsida; Ranunculales; Papaveraceae. Gene Ontology annotation, molecular function: RNA-DNA hybrid ribonuclease activity; nucleic acid binding. The record is from RefSeq and is a predicted model, not a curated record.